Messenger RNA from Exserohilum turcica Et28A, 816 nucleotides. RefSeq lists its product as uncharacterized. The transcript has a single exon. The record is from RefSeq and is a predicted model, not a curated record. The coding region runs from base 1 to 816 and encodes 271 amino acids. Lineage: Eukaryota; Fungi; Ascomycota; Dothideomycetes; Pleosporales; Pleosporaceae.
AUGUCUGAAACGCUGGGCCUGAUGCGCAAUCACACGGACGGCAGCGUUCCUGCGUGCGCAUGCGGGCCUGCGACGCGCAAUGGCGGCCUGGGUGCUGCUGCUAUGCGCCCGUUCGCCCACUGUAUACAAAGCGUUCGGCCGUGUCGAGGGCGAGGCCGUGUUUCAGGCAGCGCCCGCAGCGACGGCUCCAUGUGCGGCAGCAGCAGACCGUCAUGGCCGUCUAGCACACACCGCAAGACGCGCGCACCAGACAGCAGUGGUAGCGUGGCGUCUACCAGCCAGUCGUUGGCAGGCGGGCAGGCGGGCAGGCGCUCCAACGGCGCCUAUGCCACGUCGCGCCGCUACUGGCCAGCUCGGUCUAAAUAUACGUCGAGCCUUCCGUCAGCAGCGCUCGACCCGCCUGCCCAAUCACGCCCGCGCUGCACUGCUACUGCCACACCACUGCUGCCACUACCACACUACUGCCACUACCACACCACUGCCACACCACCACCACCACCACUCCCACCACUCCCGCCGCUGCUCCAUGCCACCCACUGCCACCCAAUGCCACCCACGCCCCCUCGCCUGCCGCCGCCCUGCCUGAAACCGUCGCGCCGUCUCAACUCCCAGCUGGCCCGUGCCCCGCUCCCUCAUCUCGGCACAGAGGCUGCCUUGCCAAACCCUCACGCCCACGGUGAAACAUGCUCUCAACUCGCUGCCCGCCUCCCACCCGCCCACGACGAGCAAUGCCUCCCGACCCUCCUCCAGCCCGUCGUCAAUGCUCCAAUCUCACCUGCAACUACGCCUCUUCCGUCGACGUGUCAGCCGCGCUAG